GUGUUUAUUGUUACGACGCAGUGAAAAAGUGGAGUAUGUUUCGUUUUAAUAUUGUGAUGGAUUAUUUUUGACAGGAUUUGCGAGUAAAACUGAAAGCGGGUCAAAUCGUCGGAUAUGGAUUACACUAUAAAAUCAAAAUACAAAAAAGGGUGUCAUUAUCUUCCUUUCCCGAAAUAAAACAUCUUAGAAACUGAAAGAAAAAUCACGUGAAAAAGGCGAGAUGAUCGAAGCAGGUAUAGAAUAAAUAAAAUACGGCAGAUCACAAUAGCGGUCGUACUUAAAGAGUUCGAACGUCUCGUCUUUCGGCUUAUUAUUUUGCUAAGGAUAUCUUGAAAUUGGCUAUGAUAAAUUACUUCAUGGCUGCUGUAAACACUCAGGAAGAAGGAACUACAAAAGAUGUAGAAGCUGCGGUAAGCGAAGGAGGAAGUGGACAGAAGAGAGAAAACCAAUCGCCAAGCGGCCUUGAUCUCUCGAAACUAGGCAAAAGUCUUAAAAGGACAUUCAACCCAGUGAUUCAAGACAAUUCCAUAACUCUUAGAAACGUCGUCGUCGCUGCUUCGACCUACGGUCUGGAAAGACUUUUGAACGCCGGAGUAUUCCACUGUCCUGAGAACGGCUAUCGUAAGUAUGGAUUCGCGUUCUUAUUCGGCCCUGUUUUUAUCCUGUUCUGCGUAAACCUCUUGGUCAUCGGCGAGGUAUGGAAGCUGUCGUCCCGGAUGCACGUGAAGCGUUACAGAAGACGAGGUGAAUUAAAAGCUAGGGUUUUACCGAGCAUCUUAAAAGCCUGUGUCGGACCGGCGGUGUGGUUGAUUGUUGCCUUUCUGGAAGAGGACUAUUAUUUAUGCGCCACGAUUGGGCCACAUCCACGGAAAGAUAAGGACAUUUUGGACCGGAAGCAGAAGGAGGACGAGUGUAAGAGCCAAUCACAUUUAUUGGCAUGGGUCAUAUUAGUCACGCUUGUUGCUCUUGGAACUGUGAUGAUAAUCUGGAAGCGUUGUUACCUUAAAGACAAUCUUCUCAUGGAAAAUCUCUUUUCUUAUGAAAGAAGAGAGGCGCUGAGCGCGGAGAAGACGUUUACAGAGCGUAUGACCGCGGAGAAGGUGUUUGAAGAACGCAUGGGAGGUCCUGGCAAGGAUGCUGACCUCGAAGAUGGUCCAAAAGUGGCUAAAUACGGCAAAAAAGGUUACGAAAAAGUUACUUAUUAUAAAGAUGGAAUUCCCGAAGCGAUAGGAAGGAAAACAGUGGAGAAAAUGUUUGAAGAUUACGAAUGGAAAAGCAGCAGGGAAUGGCACUACGUACAGCCUUACGAAGCCUUUAAGGAGAAGUACCCUCGCAUCUCCACAGGGAGUCCCCAUGAUCCUUGGGUAGUGGUACAGGGAAAUGUUCGAGACUCAAAAACCCAAAAGAAAAGCCGUGGCUUAAAUUGUUUCUCGACCAGUUCAGUAGAUGGAGUCACACCAACUUCUCAAAGAGGGGAUGUUCAGGAAACAGAGUUGUAAAUAUUACUUCACAGAUAGAUUCAUCUAACUGGUCUCCACUUAUUAACAUAUUACGAAUUUACAUCGAAUUGUUUUAAAGUUUUUCCACUACUUUUACAGUAAUUUAUUUAUUUUUUCCGUCAAAAAAAAGAAACAAAACCCAAAAUUUCCAUCGGAAAGUAAAAAACAACCACUUCAGUUGCAAUGUAAAUAGGAAAAUUGUAUAUUCAAACAAAUGAUAAUUCAAAAAAUGACUCCGAAAAAUCUGAAACUAGGCGGAAAAUGCGCCCAAACUGAAACACCCAAAUUUUCUUGUUGCUUCUUUCUUAAUGUAAAAGCUGAAAAAGGUUUACUUGGCUGACGAGCUAAGAUCAAAAGAUGGUAGAGGCUAAUAUUAAUCGAUAAAUGAGCACCCUUCUCGUUCACCUUCCAGGGUGAAUUAAGUUAUACCCAAUCUUACCUGCAGCAGAUACGAUUUUUCGGAUAAAUUUGAACGCUUUCAGGUGUGGGAGUUCUACGAGAAAAUUUCACUGUUGGUUUUUUCUUAACCUCAAGUUGGGGGAACAGUAUGACAUUGUAUGGCCUUGCUAUUAGGUUUUGGUACAAGUAGAAAAACAUGUCUCGUAUUUUAUGAAGGAAGUUCCUUAGAUAUAGAUAGCUAACGACAAAGUAGUUCCAAUAAGUAUCGUAUUGAAUGAAGAUAACGUGCAUAUCUGUAAGUAGUUUUUUACAGACUAUGUUCAAUCCGUAAGCUAUGCUUUAAUCUUCUACUUUAAUAUUCAGUAAAAUUAGAAGUGUUUCAAAAAUUCUUCAUAAAAUGCAAAUUUCUCGUA
Molecule: messenger RNA, 2311 nt
Organism: Stylophora pistillata
Lineage: Eukaryota; Metazoa; Cnidaria; Anthozoa; Scleractinia; Pocilloporidae
Cellular component (GO): plasma membrane
Molecular function (GO): monoatomic cation channel activity
Source: RefSeq, a predicted model, not a curated record